Messenger RNA from Cooperia oncophora, 435 nucleotides. NCBI's taxonomy places the organism in Eukaryota, Metazoa, Nematoda, Chromadorea, Rhabditida, Trichostrongylidae. The record is from the annotation of a GenBank genome assembly.
AUGUGCACAAAUUGCUCAACCGCUUUCUGGGACAACCAAAACGUAGCCGCACGUAAAGAAAAGCGGACGUUUUGCAUAUUCACAGAUGCAUCCCGCACUGGAGCAAUAGAGGAACAGGGGAAGAGGAACUCACGUUCACGAUACGGUAAGGUAGUUACUUUGGCUGAUUCCGAAAUUAGCAAUGGAUACCCGAGAGUAAAGACGAGAACUCUUCGAGGAAGCACACCAUGGACUCAUGGGUGGCCAUUUUGGUUCCAGGAAAAUGCUGCUUCAGUUGGAAAAAAUAGCAUUCUGGCCGGGAAUGAAGCAGGAUAUGCAAAAUGGUGUUGGGAAUGCCAAACGUGCUUUGUUAACAACAGCCAUAGCGUCAGCAGUCCUCCACUGAAGCCUAUUGUCGUGGCCAGACCUUCUGAAAUAAUGGACUUGACUUGCUGA